Molecule: messenger RNA, 5931 nt
Organism: Rhopilema esculentum
Lineage: Eukaryota; Metazoa; Cnidaria; Scyphozoa; Rhizostomeae; Rhizostomatidae
Source: RefSeq, a predicted model, not a curated record
CUCUGCAAUUUGCGCUGAAUUUAUCCAAUCUUACUUUCAUUCUAUUUGUGUUCAUCUGGUAUUCGAAAAUGCUUCGCAAAAUUGCAAUUAAUGUUGAGAGAAUUAAGAAAAUGCUGAAAGAUGCCGGAGAAAAUCAUGGUUACCGAGAAGCAGGACAUGAAAUCUCGGCAACGAGAACAAUCCGUUUUGUCUUAGGUGCUUUGUUGGUUCUGUAUCUACCGUACAACUUUAGCUCUGCAAUUUGGACGUAUUACAAAUACCAGGAGAAGAGGAAUCCCUCAUUAAUCAUGAAUGUGAUAGAAUAUUGGACCUACGUUUUCCUGCUAAGUAAUGCAACAAUAAACGCUAUCCUUUUUGCAUAUGGUAACAGCCUUGUGAGAAGAUUCUUGAUUGGCAAAUUCCUCAGAAGUCGUGUUGUCCCGAACAGAACAUCACCUGCUUUUCCAUAGCAGAUCGGAAUUGAGGAAGACGUAAAUAAAGUGGAAGAUUAGCCAAUGCAACAUCUAUUCCAACAAAUCCCAGCACUGUUUGUCGUCCUGGAGGCAAUUUUAGACAUUACUGGACGAUUGACCAACAAAACCUUUGGCCUUGACUUCAUUUACUUAAGCUGCUGGUCGUCGAAAAACGGCAUCAGUUUCUUCAAGUCUGUGCCAAAUCUAGAUGCACACCCACCAAAUCUCACGCAUUUUAGAACCGCUAGCAAAGCAAAUUAAACAAAGCAUCUUUUCUUGAACCAGAGUAUUCUUUCUUGAACCAGUGGAAAUAUCAUAACAGUACCAGUGAAAAUGCUGGGGCUAACAACGGUCACUGACAAUAAGAGUCGCGCCCAUCAGCUGCAUGACGUGCGGAGGAACUAUACGCCGAAACAUCUACAGCCGGGUUGGUAGGUGACGCGAUGUACAUGGUACGUGACGCGUAGUAGUUAGUUAGCGGUUUCUAGGCGCGCCGACGACGAGGAUGAAUCAAGCAAGUUCAUUGAAAAGGAAACUUAGAGGCCUGAAUAUAAAUCCGUAUUGAAAGGCAUAGAUAUUUGACAGGAUGGAUUAACAUUUCCCAGAUGUUGUGGGGAAUAUAGCUCAAGUCAUGUCAGAAUUUGUUGAGUAUUUUUGGAGCAUCGGGCAACAGUCAGCGGUCAAGUCGUAGAUGCAAAAUUGGACAGGUCUCCGAAUUAAUGCGGUUGUUUAGAAGUCGUCUUGCCCGUAGAAAUAGCUGAUAUGAAACCACAAAAUUUAGAAAGGCUCAUUUAAUUCAACAACAAAAACUUAAACUAGGGAAUUCUCAGAUGAACCAUUUCCAAACAUAAAAAAAGCGAAAUAGAAAACUUGGAGGAAGAUGGGGCGCUAAACAUGUUUGAUGGUGAGCAUAAUGACGGCAAGGAAGCAUCUAGCCUCCCAUCGGUGGAAAUUUUAGGUUACUGUCGGAGCAAAUUUGACAAAAUAACAUACAAAAACUGCUCAUUUUAGUCAGUUUAGCCCCCUUGUCUGAAGAUUUCUGGCGCCACCUCUGGGCGUAAUCUGGGUAAUUAGUGGCUAUCGGGUAGAUCCAAACACUUACAUUACAGCUGAAAUUAUUACUAUUAUUAUUAUUAUUAUUAUCUAUUUAUUUAAAGUAGGCAUAUAAAAAUAGCUGCAAAAUUAAAACUAAUUCAACCUACUACAAACUAAAAUUGUUGAAAAAUGAAAAAAAAUAAAGUUAUUGGUUAAGUUAUUGGUUAGGUUAAGUGAAAUAAAGUUAAGUUAUUGGAAAGAAGUUGAAUCGUGGAGGUGGCUAUGGUCUGGAGAUUGCAGUAAUUUACCACUUUCAUGGACAAGAAAAGUUAGUAAACUGGGCUGUAAUGAAGCUCGAAGCUGUAAAAAGCUAACCAGAUUGUCAAGUGUCAAAGUGUUUGAAAUAAAUAUUUGAACAAAAAUUCAUUCGUCUUAGUUUUUUGCUUGCUGGCUCCUACUUUUUUUAUACUGUCCGCUAAUUGGAACGAUCGGGGAAAAAUUUGCCCGCUAAUAAGAGAUGUCCGCCUUUUAGAGUGUCCGUUAAUUGGAGAUAAUACCGUAUCAAUUCCCAAAGUCUCACUUACGUUUUUGAUAUGUAUUGUUGACAUUGAUCAGCGUAAAAAGGCACAACUCAUGAUCGCAAACAUUUAACACCAUUCUGAUUAACUCUUAAUAAAGUAUAGUCGUGUCUAUUUUCCAACACAAAAUCUUGAGUUUUGCUACCUAACGCGUUGCUUUUUUGGCAUUUAAACGCUACCUCCAUCCUGUCCUUGUUUGACAACAGUUUUAUCUUGUUCCUUCAUUUUAUUGCAGAAAGAUCGAUAACUAAAGUUGAAUACAGCGAUUAAGCACCAAACCAUUUCAGUCGAAAAGAAAGAGAAUGGCGGAAUGAUGACGUCACAAAAGUCUAUUUCAGAACUUUAGAUUUCGGACCCGUUAUCCUGAAAGAAACACGACAUACCUCCAAAUAUGCAAAAUCAGUUGAAUUAAUUGCGAUUCCGAUGAGAUAUUGCCACAUAAGCACAGGAUCUUUCCCCGUCAAAUCACUGUAAUUUGGCACUGAUUUUAACUAUGACUACAUAUUUAGAGGUAUUUCAUGAAAUUUUUUUACAGGCUAUGAAGUCAGAAUUCUUAAUUCUGGAAAUAGAUUUUUGAUGACGUCACAACGGUUUUCACAAAUACAUCCAUUGUCAAAUAAGUGAAAAAGUUAGCUUUGCAUAGUUAAUUGAUUCGCAGUUCAAAUAUUAAUCAUUCAUUUUUAAGUUAAAAUUUGCCAUUUAAUGUUCAAUCAAGACUUGCUUUUAAUUAAAACUAAGUCGGUGCUUUUAUUUAACAUUGAAAAUUUGUUUUUCCCUUUAAAGUGACAAGAAAAAAGUAUUUCCCAUCCUUUUGGUUGACACAAUUAAUUAGCAAAGUUUUGCUAUUGAAUCCCCACUAAUAAUUCGUAUUGCUAAGGGAUAAAUUCACCUGAUUGGAAUAACAAUGUCAUGCUGCAUUUCAUCACUGAUAUAACCAUCAUCGACAUUAGAUUCAAAGCUAUUCCGCCAGCAGAUGUUUGAUUAGCGCUCUAUGCUCUACAUGGCAGUGGGUCUUCUUUUACUGGUGGAUUUUCGGUUUAAUGAGCAGCAACUCUGCUUUGGCAGGAACAUUUUCAAACAUAGUGCUUAUCUUGGAACAACACGGCUCAGCUGUGUGAAAAACUGACACUGCAAGGUAUUGCUAUUCGUAAUAUUUGGCGUUUAACUUUAAAGAACUUUAAUUAGUAGUAAUGAAUCAUUCAUGUCCAGAAGAACCUUACUAUUGUCCAUCAUUAUGGCCACUGGAUAUGCCGUCGCCCCAUUUGAUCACUUGGUCGUUUUUUGCCGCUCUUUUGUCACCAAUCAUCAUCGUCUCAAACGCAGCACUAAUUUACGGACUGUACAAAAUGAGGCAGCUUAACACGAUCACAAACAAAUUCAUUCUCCUGAUGAAUAUUUCAGAUCUUGGCAUUGGAAUAAUCAUCAUGCCAUCCAUUGCUGCUAAUGUUGCUUUGAGAGGCAUGUACCGCAACUGUAUCGUUGAACUGGUUAUUCAAUAUUGCGCCUUUUUUCUCGGUUAUUUCUCCUUUUUCAUGUUGAUGUGCGUAUCUAUGGAUCGUUACCUUCACGUGAUGAAGCUCAAAAAGUAUAAUGCGUUCAUGAAUGAGUUUCGCAUGAAGGUGAUCGUUGUGUUUAGCUUCUUAACAUCAGCAUUAAAUGCUUAUCUAUCGAUCGUGAUUCCUUCCUUCCCGCUGCAAAUCACGUUGAAUUUAUGCAAUUUGUUUUAUGUUCUGUUUGUGUUCAUCUUGUAUUCGAUGGUGUUUCGCAGAAUUGCAUUGAAUGCUGAGAAAAUCAAGAAAAUGCUGAGAGAGGCCGGAGAAAAUUCUGGUAACCGAGAAGCAAGACGAGAAAUCUCGGCAACAAAAACGAUUCGCUUUGUCUUAUGUGCUUUGCUAGUUCUGUAUCUCCCGUACAACAUUUGCUCUGCAAUUUGGACGUAUUACAAAUACAACUUGAAGAGGAAUCCCCCAUUAAUCAUGAACGUACUAGAAUCUUGGGCCUACAUUAUCCUCUUAAGCAAUGCUGCAAUAAAUGCUAUCCUAUUCGCAUAUGGCAACGGUGUUGUGAGAAGAUUCUUGAUUGAACGCAUUACCAGAAGUCAAGUUGCUCCAAGCAGCCCGUGAGUGACGUCAAAAAACACGAGGUCUAGUUGAAGGUAUUCAAGGAGAGGUUGAUGUCACUGGUUUUAAAGCUAGUCUCUUGUCCAUGCAGUGUGAACAUUUUUUUAUUACAACAAUACUCAAACAGCAUAAAAGUGAAUUUCCCCUUCAAUCUUGUCCGUCUUGAACCAGACUUUCUCUUUAAACCGUUAAGGACAAAUAAUUAUUGAAGGAACAAUGGACAACAGAAAACAGAUUCUUGAUGCAAGUUGAUUGCUGACCCAUGAUUCUUAAUUUUUUCACAUCAUUCAUGAAAAACUGUCUAGUUGCAAUCGACUUCCGUCUGCAAAAUGGAAAUCUCCACGAGUUACUUUAGCGGAUAGGCUUUACUAAAUUUUAUAUAGACUUAACAUUACUGAUUGUAUCCUAUAUAACAUCUAACAUAAAGCAGAAAAGUUUGCAUUGUGCAUUUUUAGAUAAUCCUAAUGUUGAUAAUCCUUUCACACUUUCUUCGAUAAAGAUAUUGCUUUCCCGUCUCUCUUAUUUUUUUGACAUGUAAUGUUGACUUGAUCAGCGUAUAAAGGCACAACUGGUGAUUCCAAACAUUUAAAACCAGUCUGAUUAACUUUUGAUAAAAAGAUUGUCAAGUUUCUCUCAAAGCACAAAAUUAUGCAGGGACUUUCUCCACUGGCCGCAGAUAUGGAGGUGACCGUUGCACACAGGUGACUGUUGCACAGAGGUGACUGCUGCACAGAGGUGACCGUAACACUGAGGUGACCGUUGCACAGAGGUGACCGUUGCACACAGGUGACCGUUGCACACAGGUGACCGUAGUAACAGAAGUGACUGUUGCACAGAGGUGAAUGUUGCAAAAGAGGUGACCGUAACACUGAGGUGGCCAUUGCACAAAUAUGAUAUUUAUUAGUGGUUUCAUUUUACAAUAUUUGGUGAUUUGUUGGCUUUCCUUAAAGGCCCUUGCGCAACCGGCAUGCUUAGCGGCAGCUGUCUUUAGAAAUUGAUUGUGUUUUUGAAUUUUCAUGCAGUACGACAUUAGGCUGCUUUUGAAAGUAUAGUCGCAAAGCAUGUCGGUUGCACCAGAGCCUUUAAGUCGAUUCAGAUAUUACCAUUCUGGACAAUCAGAGAGUGAGCAAAAUUUGGAGUGUCCGUUUUCCGCGGUAUCGUAAAGGAACGUUGUAGUUUUCUUUUAAAUGCGAAACACGGGUUGAGAGGAAAUGGAAAUCAGAAGAAUCUUAAAGUUAUCAGCUUAUUUGAUAUAAAAUUUAUUGAAAGAGCCGAUGAUAGUUUGUUGCUCUUUUGUCUCCUUCUUUAGCAGAUUUGAUAUGAAAUCGCGAGUUAAAAAUUACGGAAAGUUACGGAAUAUAUCAUCGAAAGGUAUGCUAAAAAGAAGAGGCCCUAAGAUUGAACCUUGGGCGACAGCUAAUCUCAUUUCUUACCAAAAGGCUGAAUGAGCCUUUUGAUUUGGAGUCGCUGCUUUCUACCCGCUAGAUAACGGUACACCAUAUGUAAGAAAUUUUUGCUAAAGCCGUAUGGGUAAAAUUUGGAAAGCAAGAGUUCAUUGUUGAGACAGUUUCAAGCGUUGGACAAGUCCACAAGAACUAGCCUGAGAAAACCUUUAUUCUUUAACGUUCUCUUACAAGUCUUCAUGAUUGUCUCUCAUAUCAAAUCUAGACAAACCAUUCUCAACUCUAUAACCCUGACGACAGGCGCAAAGGCUAGGCCAGAGAAACUUCUUAACAAAAGGUAGCA